Molecule: messenger RNA, 702 nt
Organism: Funneliformis caledonium
Lineage: Eukaryota; Fungi; Glomeromycota; Glomeromycetes; Glomerales; Glomeraceae
Source: the annotation of a GenBank genome assembly
AUGUAUCAUCUUCCACCCGAGACUCUACAAAAUAUUUUUGACAAGCUCGUAUCGGAAUGUUGCUCCACAUUAUUCCGAUGCCUCUUGGUUAAUAGAUAUUGGUGUGCAAACGCCGUCUUGAUUAUUUGGAAGGAACCUUUUAGAUAUGAAUACUCGAGUAAUAAAUUUUUAAAGUUUUGCGUGCGCCUUUUACCGUUUAAUGUAAGGGAACGCUUGGUUAAUUCCAAUGUGUUACCGCCUUUAUGUUUAAAAGCUGUGACGGAAGAAUCAGAUCCGGAAAAUUUUUCGUUACUGAUAUCAACCAUUGUAGCGUAUGGUCCUAAAUUAAAGGAUCUUGAAAUUAUUUUUAACGAGAAUUCAGCGUCAAAGAUACUUUCAUUGUUGUGUUCAUGUGAUAUGUUGAAGAAUUUAUAUUUGAAAAACACCAAAGAUUUGAAUAUUGACAUGUGGAUGCAAAAUCUUGGGCAAGUUAUUCCAAAAACCUUAAAAACGUUAAAUCUACAAAAUUCUUUCACGUUCACGUUAGAAUCUCUGGAAAAUUUUUUAUUUGAAUGUGAAAGAAAUUCGAUAAAUGGUUUACGAUUUAAUAUUCAGGAUGGAGGUUAUUGGCUUGAAAAAGAAUAUAUCAAGAUUUUAAAUGAUUCGGUUGAGAAGGGAAUUCAUGGAGCAGGUGCUGCUCGCUUUGGAAGAGUAAGUGCUUGA